AUGGGCAGUUCACGAAAGAAAUUGUAUUUCAUAGAACAUGCGCUAAUAGUAGCAUUGGUUUUACACGGUGGCACCUGUAUUUGGUAUUAUCUACACUUGACAUCUGCGAAUUCUUUUCCUUCGAAUAUAUUAAAAUUUUCAUCCGAAAUGAACGCUCAGAAGCUGCAAUUUAACAGCUACUUAAGUUGUUGGUACUAUUGUACGUGUCGCUUGUCCAAUUGUAUUUUUGGAGAUUCAUUUCCUUUACAUAGCUCGGAAAAAUGGCUGACAUCCUUUCUAAUGCUUUUCGGAUAUGUGUUCAUACGGUAUCGAUUUAUUGGUAGUCUGGCCUGGGAAUUUGUUUUGGAGAAAUAUCGAUGGUCUAUUUUUGUUGAUCAGUACCAUCAAAUGAUCCGUUACCUCAAAUUUCGUGGAGCGCCUGAAGGCCUAAUAGAACAGUCUAAACAAUACAAAGAACAGUUGUGGCAGAUGAAGGAAGGGGUACUUACGUCGGAUCACUUACAAACACUACCCUUUCCUUUUCAAAUGGAACUUAUCUUUGACAUAAAUGUCGGUCUUUUUCAUGACUCCUUGCUCUUGAGAAAUACUGAUGAAGCCUUCAUGCGUCACAUGUCGUUACUAAUGAGACAUGAGUUAUAUUUGAGCGGUCAAUAUAUCUGGAGUCAAGGUGUGGUGAAGAACGGCAUGAUUUGUGUAAAAAGAGGCGUCAUCGAAAUUUUAUCUGAUGAAGAUGACGAAAGCCCUAUGAUAGCAUUUAAAGAGGGCACUGUAUUGGGAGAAAUAAGCCUUUUUUAUUCAAUACCAUCAAAAGUUUCAGUGAAAGCCGCUACGUACGUUGAACUGCAGGUACUGCAUCGAACAGAUUUUUUACGAGCAAUGACAGAUAAUCCUGCCAUACUUCAGAAAAUUCGCGAAAGUGUUGAAUUACGACUAAACACUUCCAAAUCACGUCAGGCCGCCAUCUUGAAACACGACGAAAACGAUUCCCGCCUGAUUCGUACUCGAUACCGACCUAUGAAGAUACUUAAGGAUCGUUUGUGGGACGUCGGAGAGGAGGACUCGAUGUUUAUCGAUGAUUCUCAUAUGUAUUACAGAGAUGAGAACAAUAAAAAGCACAGGAAAUUCACAACUGACUAUUUAGAGCUUUACAAAGUAACGGGAAAUGUCACCACUGUGGACUCCCCUCGACUUUGUCUCAGAGCAAGCUUUCCAUGGAUAUUGGAGCCGGAUACUGAUUUCACGCAUAUGUUCGACAUAACACAUUUCGCUAUGGUCCUAUACGUUUGCUUCAUGUCUCCACACUUAGCCUUGAAUUCAGUACAACACGAUUGGGAGAGAGUACUGAGUACAAUCGUGAUUGCGGGAUUGUUACUAAACAUCUAUAUACAACUGACGACUGCUAUUGUUGAGAAGAAGGUAAGAAAGGAAACUGUCAGGGAGAUAGCUGAGCAGAAGAUGGCCACCGUUGGCUUUUAUCUAGACGUACUCUCAGUUUUCCCGGUGUAUAUUUUCACCGACACAUUGGACCCUGGCGGAGAAACUAUUAGUAAUCAGUUGGCUGUUAUGUUCCCGAUGCUACAAGUAUGGCAUAUUUGGGAUUACUUCAGGAUAUGGGAAAGGAAAUUUAAUAGUAACGCGAAGAUACUCUGCUUACUAAAAUAUUCAUUACUAUUUGUUAUAUUUAGUUAUUGGUCAGGUUGUUUAUUAUACCUAACGGCAUGUCCAAGGAAAUUGUGUAAUGAGAAUUCAUGGCUCGUACAACUAAUAUACUGGGAAACAAAGGUGUUUGUGACUAAUAAAGCUAAACACGAAAUGCCACAAGUGUCGUCGUUUUCCUUCGGCACCGCUGUAUUUACUGGCAUCGGAAUGUCCGAAAUUGCUCCGGGGAUUGGUGAUUUAUUUUUGGUUGUAGUACUGCUCAUCUUAGGAGCGCACUUGACUUGUUUCUAUGUCGCUAACGUAUGUAGCGUCUUCUUGCUUGGAACACAACGGAAAUUGAAAUUUAAGGACUCCAUGAGAGAGCUCUUUUAUUUUCUGUCUGUUAAUCGCGUGAGUGGAAAAAUUAAGGCUAGAGUGAAGAAAUUUUUCUCAGUACAAUGGUAUUAUAAUAGUGCAGUUACCAAAGAAGAAAUAUUCAAAGAUAUGUCUACUAAUAUACAACAUGAAAUAUCUUCUAUAGAAUUAUUGGACACAUUGCUUCUAUGCCCUUUAUUUCAGGAAUGCAGUCGUGAUUUCUUGCAAACUGUCGUUGCUAACACGAGAACAAUAGUUUUACCAGACAACGAAAUUGUGCAACAUGCUGGCGAUAUCGGUCGGGAUAUGUAUAUUAUACAAAAGGGUUAUUGUAAUAACCUCAAUCAACAAGGAAAAGUGGUCAAAUCAAUCUCCCCUGGUUGCUUCUUUGGUAGUACUGAGAUGUUAUAUGGACUACCUAAGGUGUAUACAGUGCUGACAACGACAAAUUGCAUAUUACUGCAUUUGGAGUACACUGCACUGGUGCAAUGUUGGAGCACCUUUCCUGACAUCAGUCACCCCAUUAUAGCGACACUUCAAGAUCCCACGAUCCGCAAGCUGACGUCACUUUACGAGGAGGCCAAACCCCUUGUUGGUAGAAUAGAUGCCAAAACUAAUAGAAUUGCGCAAGAAAUAAAGGAAAGUUUCGUCAUAUUGAGUGGCCGAGAAGAAAAGCGUCAGUUUCUCGACGCAUUUGAAAAGUUGGGAAUUAUGAAAUACGUUCGCUACAUAUUUUUCCCUGGAGUGAUAACGCCGCAUGGUGUAUUUUUGAAGUUAUGGUGUACACUGAGGUUUUUAGCAGCAAUUUACUACACUCUAUACAUUCCUUAUAGUAUCGCAACAAAACAAAAUAAGUUCGGAGGUGGCUACAACUGGAUGGAUAUAUUUUUGUACCUGGAUAUUAUUGUAAUGUCCUAUGUAGCGUAUUACAAUGAUAGAUCUGUACUCGUUACACACCCUCUUCUAACCGUCUCUCGAUAUUUGAAACAUGGAUUCAUUUUAGAUGUCCUAAGCGUUUUUCCUUUAGAAGAAUUCUUCAGAAUAAUCAACGACAACUCUGACCUUGAUAUGUUUAGAUUGAACAGAAUGUUGUUGGUCACUCGAAUAACAAGUACAUUUUCAUAUUGGGAAAGUGAUAUAAUGCGUGUUAACCAAGCUGUGAUCUUACUAAAAUUCUUACCCCUAGUGGUGGCGAUAGUUAAUUUUUCGACUUCGCUCAUAUUCAUGAGUUCAUGCAGGACAUAUUUAAAACCAAAAUCCUAUUUUAUACGUGUUGACUGUUCGAAAGCGCUGAUUUUAUCCCAAGCUAUGCAGAAUGAAGAGAAAUAUGCCAUCUCAGAGUACAUUAGCAUUUUCUACUGGGUUUUUGAAAUAUUUGUUGGAUGUGGAUGCACUCCUGUUGGGAUAUUAAACGCUGUUGAUGUUUGGCUGUCUAUGGCACUACAGAUAAUAGGAGUAUUAUACUUUGCUUUUAUGUUUGGUUACAUUGCCUCUACCAGAUCUGCUGCUGUUCAUGGAUUGCUGGACCAUAACGAAAAUACGAGGGAUUUGGAAAACUUUUUGUAUCAAGAGAAUGUCGAUCCAAUACUCACUGUGAAAACAUUGAAGUAUUUUGAAUAUGUUUGGAAAAGGACGCACGGGAGUAAUCCACAGGAAAUCUGCCGUGGUCUGAAUUCCGCACUAAUGGAAGACACACUCGUCUUCAUGUACGAGAGGGCACUGAGAGAAGUGCCCUUGUUUGGGAAAGUAGAACGGUCUUUUAUCAGGGUCAUUACACAACACCUUCACGAGAUGUACUUCCUAAAGGGCGACACUGUUGUACAAUGCAAGGAUAUACAGACAAAUAUCUAUAUUAUUUAUAAAGGAAAGGUGGACGUUUUGAGUUCGUACAAUGAAAUGAUCACGUGUAUGGGAACUGGAGGAAUGUUUGGCAAUUUUACCGGACAACCAAUGUCUAGUUCGGAGGUGGCAAUAUACGCUAGCCGUAGUCUGGAUCUAUUGGUUAUACCGUCGCAAACUUUUUUUAAUUUAAUAAAGUACUACCCGAAGAUUCAAGGGCCAUUGAGGCGGGCGUUUGAAGUGUCCAAGGAUUACAUUUUACCUAUAUCAAUGGAGAAUGAAGAUGAUGAGUCAUCAGAGGAUUCAGAUUUUGAGAAUCUGUCCCAGGAAUCGGGUUUUGACUCUCGGAGUGGUUCUAGCAGAUUUGACUUUCCUGUUUCGACCUCGGUUCGUAGUUCACAAUCUACAAGCAAUGUGAGCCAAGCCAAGUCAGCGGCGAGCGUUCAAACUUACCAGAGUUACAUGGACGUCAAUAACUUAUUGAAACCCGGUUCGAGAUUGUUUCAGGGUUUUGGUUAUCUAUCAAGUAUAAUGGCUACCUGUAAUUACAUACUAAUUUUGUACGAAGUGAUUACAUUGAAUGAUUGCACCGUGAUAUUUUGGCUUCAGUCGUUGUCAGAUAUAUUUUUCUAUAUAAAAAUUUAUUUGUCAUUGAAUCAGGGCUAUGUGAACAGGCAUGGUGAGCUCGUAAUGAAUUCUGUUAAAUGUCGAAAGCGAUAUUACAAACAUAAAUUGUGGGUUUGGAGCGAUCUGAUCGCUAACUUGCCGCUCGAAUUGUUUGGCUUCUGCUUUCCCCGUCCACUGCUAGCUAUGCAUUAUCUACGAGUUAAUAAAUUGUUUCGGCUCAAAUACCUAGUUGAGUUUUAUCGGAAAACUUCAGCUGAACUAACAAACAAUCUUACCACCCUACAGACUGCCAUGACAAUAUUCAUAGUUGCACUUCUUAUACACACGUUCACUUGUCUAUGGUUAUUGACGUUAAUGGCAACUUCACCUAUAAGUAUGAUACGUACGCUGAAAAUGCAUCUUCUUGAUGAAGACACGCCACAAAGGCGUUGGGAUUAUACCACGUCGUUCUAUGUAGUUGUGUCUGAGUUAACAUCAACUGGUGGAGACGAAUUCGUUGUGAAUGGGGCUAUCUCUAUGAUAAUAUUAGCGAUAUGUUUCAUUUCCGGAAAGAUACUGGCUGCUAUAGUUGUAGCUACAUCCAUACAAAUUGCGUAUUCAUCGAAGUACGCCUUGAACAAAUAUGAAAAGGCGACUACAGAACUUAUUGAUUAUUUGACAAAUCAAGGAUUAUCGACUUACCAAGUAAAGAAGUUUUGGACGUACGUUCGUCAACUUUGGGUGACGGAGCGUGGGAGACAGCUCCCCGUCCUAAUAUUGAAAACCCCAUAUGUGCUGCGCUGUGACCUUAUGUCUGCAAUGUUCGGCCAUCACCUACGAAAUUGCUAUAUUUUUGCUGACACAGGUGAACCGUUCCUACGUCAGCUUACUGUAGUAUUGGAUUACAAAGUUUAUUUCCCAGGUAACUACAUAGUAGUAGCGGGAGACAGUGAAGCACGCAUGCAUUGGGUGACCAGUGGAACAGUGGCAGUACUAUCCGUGAAGGCUGAUCUGACGGAGACCACACACGAGAUGUUAUGCGUAGGCGACGUAUUUGGCAUAUUACAGGGGCUGAAUAGAGGAAUUACUCAUUGUUUUUCAUACCGCGCUGAAACUAAGGUCGGAAUACUCACACUGUGUUUGGACUCAUGGGUCAAUAUUUUACAAUUUUUUCCGGACGCUCAAAGGAUGAUUACUGAACGAUCUGAGGUUUUAUUCACACAGAUAUAG
This is a messenger RNA of Pieris macdunnoughi, 5688 nucleotides long. NCBI's taxonomy places the organism in Eukaryota, Metazoa, Arthropoda, Insecta, Lepidoptera, Pieridae. The record is from the annotation of a GenBank genome assembly.